This is a messenger RNA of Monopterus albus (swamp eel), 1385 nucleotides long. Its product is annotated as NACHT, LRR and PYD domains-containing protein 3-like. The record is from RefSeq and is a predicted model, not a curated record. The transcript is spliced from 5 exons. The coding region runs from base 90 to 1385 and encodes 431 amino acids. Lineage: Eukaryota; Metazoa; Chordata; Actinopteri; Synbranchiformes; Synbranchidae.
AAGACAGCACACAUCCAUCUCUCUGAGGCUGCAGGAGAAUCAACACCGACUUAAACAAGGAGAAGAAAGCUCCUGUUUCUGGAGCUGUGAUGACACCAGAGGAGCUCCUGAACACUCUGGAAGAUCUGGGAGAGGAGGAUUUCACUAAAUUCAAGUGGUUCCUGCAGCAGCCCGACAGCCUCCAGGGCUUCCCAAGCAUCAGAAGGGGCCGACUGCAGACAACAAACUGCUGGGACACGGUGGAUCUGAUGGUGCAGACGUACAGACUUCCUGGAGCUGUGGAGGUGACCAGGAAGGUUUUAGAGAAGAUCCACAGGAAUGACCUGGUGCAGCGUUUGUCUGAGAGCAGCUCAGGAGCAGAAGCGGAUGUCGGUGACAGUGGGCGGACAUCAGAGAACACAGGACCGUCCUCUCAGACUCCUCUUCCUCAGGCCGAAGAUGUGAUGGUUCCAGUACCAGAGCCGCAUCCCAUCGAAUACUACCAACAGCUGCUUCAGUCAAACUUCCAGGACAAGUUUAUGUGUGCACAAGAAGGGUGGGCGGAAGAUAAAGAGCGUCUGGUUGAUAUCUACACAGAGCUGUACAUCACAGCCGGGGCAGACGUACACAUCAACGCGCAGCACGAAGUGCGACAGAUUGAAAUAGCAGGGAAGCAAACAGACACAGAGAAACCAGUGAAACCCAGGGACAUGUUCAAACAUCCUUCUGGAGAAUACAGACCCAUAAAAACAGUGCUGACCAAUGGAAUCGCGGGAAUUGGAAAAACGUUCCUUGUCACCAAGUUCGUGUUGGACUGGGCUGAAAAAAGAAGCAACCAGGAUGUGCACCUGAUUUUCCCCUUCACCUUCCGUCAGCUGAACCCACUGAAGGGAGAGAAGUUUAGUUUGGCAGAGCUCAUUCAUGAAUGUAUCCCAGAAACUUUGGACAUCAAGGAGGAGGCUCUUAAUCACAUCUUCACAGCGCUACAGUCGUCAGGAAACGCCAACUAUGACAAGAGCAAAUUCAGACUUCUCUUUGUGUUCGAUGGACUGGACGAGAGCCGCCUUCAUCUGGACCUUAAUGUGGAUGACAUGCGCUCAGUUGAUGUAACAACAUCAACUAAAGUCAAUCUCCUGCUGAGGAAACUCAUCAGUGGGAAACUGUUACGCUCUGCUCGGAUCUGGAUAACCACCCGACCUGCAGCGGCCAAUCACAUCCCCCGGGAGUUUGUCGACAGCAUGACAGAGGUCAGAGGGUUUACUGACCCCCAGAAGGACAAGUACUUCAGGAAGAGGUUCGGAGAUGAGGAGCAGGCCAGCGGGAUCAUCUCCCACAUCAAGAGCUCCCGAAGCCUCCACAUCAUGUGCCACAUCCCGGUCUUCUGCUGGAUCACUGCUACAGUGUAG